GCUGCCUGGAGCGCGGCGGUGUUUCUCGGCGCGCUUCUUCUUCUUUUUUCACCCCCCUCUUCCCUGCAGAGGGAGGCGCCUUUGGAAUUAAACCCUUUCGUCGCCUCCCCUCUUUUCUCCGCCGUCGCCUCGAGAGAGGAGCUUUGGGAAAGGCGCUGCGAAGGAGGGAGGAGGAGGCGGAGGCGGGCUUGCCAGGAUGGCGACGGUGGUGCUGGAACCCGAGUCGGAGCCGUCUUGUAGCCUUCCCACCGCGGUCCCCCCUUCGCCGAGCCUGUCGCACCGUUUUCUCGACAGCAAAUUUUAUCUGCUGGUUGUGGUGGGCGAGCUGGUCACAGAGGAGCAUCUGAGAAGAGCCAUAAGCAAUAUAGAGCGAGGUCAGAAAAUCCUUCACCACAGAAGUGAAAUUUUAGAAACUGUUGUGCUGAUUAAUCCUUCAGAUGAAGCUGUCAGCACUGAGGUGCGUUUAAUGAUAACAGAUGCUGCACGACAUAAACUUCUGGUACUAACUGGGCAGAACUUUGAAAACACAGGCGAACUCAUUCUUCAGUCAGGAUCUUUCUCAUUUCAGAAUUUCAUUGAGAUCUUCACAGACCAAGAGAUUGGAGAAUUAUUGAGCACUACUCACCCUGCCAACAAAGCCAGUUUAACACUUUUCUGUCCUGAGGAAGGGGACUGGAAGAAUUCAAACCUUGACAGACACAACCUUCAAGAUUUCAUCAACAUUAAGCUGAAUUCUUCUUCGAUUUUGCCUGAAAUGGAAGGGCUUUCUGAAUUCACAGAAUACUUGUCAGAGUCAGUGGAGGUACCAUCUCCAUUUGAUAUUUUGGAGCCGCCAACCUCAGGAGGCUUUCUGAAACUUUCUAAGCCUUGUUGUUACAUUUUCCCUGGUGGAAGAGGAGAUUCCGCACUGUUUGCUGUGAAUGGAUUCAACAUGCUUAUCAACGGAGGAUCAGAGAGAAAAUCUUGUUUCUGGAAACUCAUCAGGCAUUUGGACAGAGUAGAUUCAAUUUUGCUCACUCACAUUGGAGAUGAUAAUUUGCCAGGAAUUAACAGCAUGUUGCAACGGAAAAUGGCAGAAUUGGAAGAGGAGCAGUCUCAAGGCUCUACUACCAAUAGCGACUGGAUGAAAAAUCUAAUUUCACCUGAUUUGGGAGUUGUAUUUCUUAAUGUUCCUGAAAGCCUAGGAAACCCUGAUCCUAAUUUGCAAUUAAAAAGAAGCGUAGAAGAGGCUUGUUUUACGUUGCAAUACUUAAACAAGCUAUCCAUGAAACCAGAACCUCUCUUUAGAAAUAUAGGAAACAACACUGAGCCCAUUAUCCUUUUUCAAAAAAUGGGUGUAGGGAAACUGGAAAUGUAUGUGCUUAACCCAGUCAAAAACAGCAAAGAAAUGCAAUAUUUCAUGCAGCAGUGGACGGGUACGAACAAAGAUAAAACUGAACUGGUAUUACCAAAUGGUCAAGAAAUAGACAUCCCAGUUUCCUACCUGACUUCGAUCUCAUCAUUGAUUGUAUGGCAUCCAGCAAACCCUGCUGAAAAAAUCAUCCGAGUUCUUUUCCCAGGGAACAGUACACAGUAUAGCAUAUUAGAUGGCCUAGAGAAGCUCAAACAUUUGGACUUCCUUAAACAACCCAUAGUGACACAAAAAGACUUAAGUGGUAACCUGACAAGUCCAGCAGUGAAGCAGACAAAACCGAAGCAGAGAGCAGACAGUAAAGAAAGUCUCAAGCCAAUCACUAAAACACUGUCUACAAAGACGCUCAGAAAAGAAUCAAAAGAGGAGGCCUCUGACACAGGGAAAUCUAGCCCACCAGAAAAGGCUCCGAAAGUAGAAAAACCCGUCGUAAAAAAAGAAAAACCAGCAAAAAGUGAAAGUAGGCUCUCUGUCACUGAAAAAGACCUAACGGCAAAGGAGCAACAAAUGGUGAAAUCUGAAACUAUUGAAAAACAAGCCACCGAUGUGAAACCGAAAGUAAUAAAGGAGAAGCAUGUGAAAAAGGAAGUGAAAGUAAAAUCUGAAGAAAAACUAGAGGAGAAAGAGAAGUCAAAGAAAGAGGUGCCUAAGAAAGAUGAAAAAUCCCAGGCCAGGAAAGAAGAAAAGCCUAAAAAGGACGAUUUGAAGAAAGAAAUAAAGAAAGAAUCUAAAAAAGAGCCAAAGAAAGAAGCUGCUGCAAAAGAAUCCAAAAAAGAAGAGAAAAAGGAAGUGAAAAAGGAAGAAAAGAGGGAAAUCAAGAAACUUCCUAAGGAGGUAAAGAAGACCUCUGCUGCUUUGCCUGAAUCAAAGAAGAUUACAGCAAAGUCAAAACCACAGAAGAAGGAAGAACCCAUUAAAAAAGAAAGUGGACUUGCUGGAAAACCCAAAGAAAAAGCUAAAAGCAAGCCAGUGAAGAAAGAGCUCAAAGUGGCAGAAAAAUCAGCUGCGGCAGUGACUGUUUUGGGAGCUGGGGCUGCAGCAGUAGCAGCUGGAAGCCUAGCAGUCGGUGGGAAAGAACUUGAAGUUGAGAGGUCACUUAUGUCCUCACCAGAAGACUUAACAAAAGAUUUUGAAGAACUAAAAGCAGAAGAAGUUGAAGUUGUGAAGGAAACAAAGGAAGAUAAAGUUAAAAAUGAAAGCCAGCCAACUGGCAUAGAACAAGAGGAAGAUUAUACAGUUCAAAAGGAAAAAAUAGCAGGUCCAACUCAUUCUCCUGAUGAAGAUAUCACCGCUGCAGAACCUGAGGGAGAAUGUGAACAAACUCCUGAAGAGCUGGAGUCUGUGGGAAAGGAGAAGGUUGAUGAGAGUGAAAAAUUUGAAGAGGAAGGAGCAGGUUUUGAAGAAUCCUCUGAGGCAGGUGACUAUGAAGAAAAGGCUGAGACCGAGGAGGCAGAAGUACAAGGGGACAAUGAAGAAGUGCCAACAAGUUUCAAAAAGCAAGGCAUAAAGGAUAUCAUUGAACCAGAGGAGAUUGAAAAAGAAAUGAUAGAAGCACCCGAGAAUGAAAAAAUGAAAGGGUUAAUGUAUGACAAAAAAGCAGACUUUAGAAUGGAGUAUGAAGAUCACUAUGAGGAAAAUUUAGAAGAAACAACAGUUGAAAAGGCAGAAACAGAAGACACUGAAGAAGACAUUGAGGAAGACAAAACUGAGGAGGUCAAAGAUGAAGAGGAAACUGAAAAAAUACAAGCUGAAGGGGAUUAUGUCAUGGCUGUAGUAGACAAAGCUGCUGAAGCUGCUGAAAUGGAUGAUAAAUAUGCUUUGCCUAUAACUACUCCAACUAAGUUGUCAGAAUCUCCAUCUCCGGCAAAGGAACCGGCAUCUUCAAUCCAAGAUGAAACUCUACCUGGUGGGUCAGAAAGUGAAGCAACUGUUUCAGAUGAAGAAAACAGAGAAGACCAGCCUGAGGAAUUCACUGCUACUUCAGGUUAUACCCAGUCCACUAUUGAAAUAUCCAGUGAACCAACUCCAAUGGAUGGAAUGUCAACUCCACGAGAUGCAAUGAGUGAUGAAACAAACAACGAAGAAAGUGAAUCUCCUUCCCAAGAAUAUGUUAACAUUACUAAAUAUGAGUCAGCACUCUAUUCUCAAGAUUUUGCUAGACCUAAAGUUGCUCCUCUUCCUGAUGCUUUUAAUGGAGCAUCCGAAGGAUCAAAAACAGAUGCUACUGAAGGCAAAGACUAUAAUGUUUCAGCUUCUACCAUUUCACCACCUUCUUCAUUAGAGGAAGAUAAAUUUAACAAAACUUCCUUCCAGGAUCUGUAUCAUCAUCGGGAAAAUGAAUUCAAAACUGUUACUAAAUUAGACAUUUCAGAAACUUGGGAUGAGAAGAUUAGCCCAACUAUAGAUGAAAGUCCAGCCCCACUAUCACCAGUUGCUAAAACACCUCUUAGCGAGCGUAGUGUGAACUUUUCUCUAACUCCCAAUGAGAUUAAAACAGCAACUGAGCCUAUAUCUCUAACAGCACUGCCAGAAAAACAUCACGAAACCCAGGAAGAACAAUGCCCCAGCCCUGAUGAUAAAACAUUAGAAGUGGUAUCCCCUUCACAAUCGGCUGCUGGAAGUGCUGGUCACACUCCGUAUUACCAAUCUCCCACUGAUGAAAAAUCAAGCCAACUUCCAACUGAGAUUCCUGGAAAAACAACUGAAGUACCAAUCAGUGUUGAAGUUAGUGAAGCCAAAGAUAAUGUUGCAAAACACAGAAUAAGCCCAAUGGAUGAACCAGUGCCUGAUUCUGAAUCGCCUUUUGAGAAAGUGCUUUCACCUUUACGAAGUCCACCACUUAUUGGUACAGAAUGUUCUUAUGACACAUUUUUAAGUGCUGAUCUAAAAUCUCUCAAAGAAACUGAAAUUACCUUUGAAAAGAAAGGGGAAACAGAUGAUUCUGUGUUGCAGAAGAGCGAAGUUUCUGAAAUUACUUCGACAAACAUUUUCGAAGAGCAGCAGGAUGAAAAAGAUUUGGAGCUGACACCUCCAAAAUCAGACAUUCUCCUAGAAAAGAAAAAGGAUGAUUUAGAAACUUCAGAAAUUCAUUCCGCAUUAGUUUUGGAUGAGAGGAAGCUGGCAGAGGUUUCUCCUACUCAGGUGGAUAUUAGUCAUUUAGGCUAUUUCAAAGAGGACACUAAAAUGUCAAUAUCUGAAAGUACUGUCUCUGAUAAAUCUGCAACUCCUGUUGAUGAAGUUGUAGCAGAAGAUACGUAUUCCCAUAUUGAAGGAGUUGCGUCUGUUUCUACAGCAUCUGUUGCUACUAGUUCAUUUCCAGAACCAACCACUGAUGAUGUAUCUCCUUCGUUACAUGCUGAGGUUGGAUCUCCUCAUUCUACUGAAGUUGAUGAUUCUCUUUCUGUGUCUGUUGUACAAACACCAACUACAUUUCAAGAAACAGAAAUGUCUCCAUCUAAAGAAGAGUGUCCAAGACCAAUGUCUAUUUCUCCACCAGACUUUUCUCCUAAAACAGCAAAGUCAAGAACACCAAUACUAGAUCAUAGAUCUCCUGAACAAUUGACUAUGUCAGUAGAAUUUGGACAAGAUUCACCUGAACAGUCUUUGGCCAUGGAUUUUAGCAGACAGUCGCCUGAGCAACCCAUAGUAGGUGCUGGUGUGCACCAUAUAUCUGAAAAUGGUCCCACAGAAGUUGAUUUUAGCCCUUCAGAUAUGCAGGAACAUGGAUUUCCAAAUAAAAUAUCACCAGUGGAACAAGUAUGUUUUAGCAACGAGAAGGAUAUUUCAGAAAUUAUUUCAGUUUCUCAAAUAGAGGCUUCACCUUCACCUUCCACUUCCUCUGUUCAUACACCUUCACAGGCGAGUUCUCCUCUGCAAGAAGAAAUGCUAUCAGCUGUUACACAGCCUAGUGAUAUGCCAUUACAUUCUACAUUUCCAUCAGAAAAAAUGCAAAGCUUGGGAGAGAAACUCUCACCAAAGUCUGAUUUAUCUUCAUUGACACCACGGGAAUCUUCUCCUUUGUAUUCACCUAGUUUUUCAGAUUCACCACCCGUAAUGAAAGAAACAAUGGCUGCUUCUCAGUCAUCACUAUUAUCACUGCACGUAUCCCCAGACAAACUGUUUGGCUAUCAUACAUCAAUAGUUCAAGACCCUGAGACAAAACAUGGCCAAGAGCUUCUAGCAUCUGAGGAUCAGGAGGAUACUGAAGAAACAUCCAUAUCACCAGAACCGCUUAUUUACUCUUAUAAGGAAACUGGAAGUACCACUAGGUCACCUGAGACUGUAAGUUAUUCCUAUGAAAAAACAAAGGAAGUCACUGAAUCUCCUGAAACCUUUGAUUACAAUUAUGCUGCAACAAAGGAAAUCACCAGAUCAAUAGAGGCAGAUAGUUAUUCCUACGAAAAGACUGAAAAAACUACCAAGUCACCAGAAGUCCUUGAUUAUUCUUAUGAAAAAUCCUCCAAACUAUCAGAGUCUGUCCAUUAUCCAUUUGAGUAUGCAGAGAAAGCUAUCAAAUCACCUGACAUUUCAACUUAUAGCUAUGAGAAUGACAAAUACUUUGUUUCAGAAAAAUCUGAAAUCCGUCAAGAUGUUGAUUUAUGCCUUGUCUCAUCCUGCGAGUACAAGCAUCCUAAAACAGAACUGUCACCUUCUUUUAUAAAUCCUAACCCUUUAGAAUGGUUUGCAAAUGAGGAACAAUCUCAAGACCAAGAAAAGCUGUUAAUUCAGUCCGGAGGUGCUCCACCACCCUCUGGAGGAAAGCAGCAAGCUCGACUGUGUGGUGAAACACCCCCAACUUCUGUAAGUGAAUCUGCUCCGUCACAGACCGACUCGGAUGUACCCCCUGAAACAGAAGAGUGUCCUUCCAUUACAGCAGAUGCUAACAUUGAUUCAGAAGAUGAAUCUGAAACGAUACCGACAGAUAAAACGGUUACAUAUGAACACAUUGACCCUCCCCCAGUCCCUGUUCAAGAUCGCAGCCCUUCACCCAGGCACCCAGAUGUCUCCAUGGUAGAUCCAGAGACAUUACCUAUUGACCAGAAUCUAGGGAAGCCUUUGAAAAAAGAUCUGAAAGAAAAAACAAAAACAAAAAAGCAGGGGACUAAGACCAAAUCUUCUUCUCCUGCCAAGAAGAGUGAUAGCAAACCUAAGCAAGUAGCUUCUCCAAAACCUGCUGGCUUGAAGGAAUCAUUAGAUAAAGUUUCCAGAACAGCUUCUCCAAAGAAGAAGGAGUCUGUGGAGAAAGCUGCCAAAAAUAUAUCUACUCCAGAGAUAAAAUCAUCUCAUAAUGAAGAGAAAGAUAAGGAAACUAAGAAUGCCGCCAAUUCUACAACAUCAAAGUCAGCAAAAACCACAACUUCAGG
This is a messenger RNA of Thamnophis sirtalis, 6774 nucleotides long. The record is from RefSeq and is a predicted model, not a curated record. Lineage: Eukaryota; Metazoa; Chordata; Lepidosauria; Squamata; Natricidae.